UGCGAAUGUGAUGUAUGGCUGUGUGUUGUUUUAGCUGUAGCGUUACCGCUUCUAACCUAGAAAAACUUUCCGGCAUUUCGCGCAACGCGAAUCUGCAAAGUACGCGAACUUUGCAACUCAAUUGUUUAAUGAAAAUAACAAAAUGCACUGCCUGUUGCCGGCCAGUGCAAAUACGCAUUUGGAAACGUAACGGACGGUAAUUCGGUAGCGACGACGUCGACGCUCAGAAGAAACAUCAGCAGCAAGAACAGUAACCGCAUCGACGGACUUCACUGUGCCGAAGAAGUGCCGUUCUUCAAGAUGAACGAUGUAUGUGUUACGCGCAGCACGCUGGAACAAUUUUCCGAGUCGGGCGUCCAAAUUGGUGAAAUCGACAUCGGGCAACCAUGUACGGAGUGCGAUUGUCCAAAAGGAUACAAGCCACAUUUAUGGCGGAAGAACUGCACGAAUUGCAAGUGCAGCCGGGAUAGCCAUGAACUCAUUUCGGAACAUGGGGCUCGAUCUAGAUUAGGAUUGACUAGUGUAAAUGGAGGGUUGGAUGCUCGAUCAAUUGGAUAUGCUUUUGUUCCACCUGGAUUAUCUACUGCCCGGCAAGUCGAAAGGUAUUAUUCAGCACUGCCCACGCAUGAGGUGCCACGUUUGGGCACCAUAGGAGACACGUCGAGGUCGCAGCGAAUAGCGCGCCAAUUGCCCAAACAGGACCUGUCGUUAAAUGCGUGCAAAUUUCUUGAGCCAGACUAUAUUUCUAGUUAUCAGGACUUCAUAUCGGCCAGAAAUGAAAUCGCAUUGGACAUUGGCGUUGCAAAGGAUGCACCAGCGAAUUCUCAUUGCACCUCGUGCAGCAAACCCCUACUCAGUCAAAUACCUUGCGUGUCGGCGCCUCGCAUGGGGAGUGCCCAACUCUGGCACCCCGAUUGCUUCAGGUGUACGACGUGUAAGGAUCUGCUUGUUGACCUUGCUUACUGUGUCUAUGAGGACAAUAUUUACUGCGAGCGACAUUAUUCGGAGCAGUUGAAACCUCGAUGUGCAUCAUGCGAUGAGCUUAUUUUCAGUGGCGAAUACACGAAGGCGAUGAACAAGGACUGGCACGGACAACACUUUUGCUGCUGGCAAUGCGAUGAAAGCCUCACCGGCCAACGCUAUGUGCUGCGCGACGAGCACCCGUAUUGCGUGUCCUGUUACGAAUCGGUGUUCGCCAACGGCUGUGAAAAAUGCAAUAAAAUUAUUGGCAUUGAUUCUAAGGAUUUGUCUUACAAAGACAAGCAUUGGCAUGAGGCUUGUUUCUUGUGUACCGCCUGCGGCGAGUCUCUUGUGGACAAGCAAUUCGGGUCUCGAUCGGAUCGCAUCUAUUGUGGACGCUGCUACGAUGAAAAGUUCGCGUCUCGUUGCGAUGGAUGCGGUGAGAUUUUCCGUGCUGGUACCAAGAAGAUGGAGUACAAGACUAGGCAAUGGCACGAGAAGUGCUUCUGCUGCGUCAUGUGCAAGACUCCUAUCGGCACGCAGAGCUUUAUUCCUCGCGAACAGGAGAUCUACUGCGCUAAAUGCUACGAGGAAAAGUAUGCGACGCGUUGUAUUAAGUGUAACAAGGUGAUCACCAGUGGUGGUGUUACCUACAAAAACGAACCCUGGCAUAGGGAUUGCUUCACGUGCACAAACUGCCAGAACAGUUUGGCUGGCGAACGGUUCACCAGCAGGGACGAUAAGCCCUACUGCGCCAAUUGCUUCGGCGAAUUGUUUGCAAAGCGUUGCUUUGCUUGUAGAAAGCCUAUCACAGGCAUCGGCGGCACCAAAUUUAUCUCUUUCGAGGACAGGCACUGGCACAAUGACUGCUUCUUCUGUGCGUCGUGUCGCACCAGCCUUGUUGGUCGAGGCUUUAUUACAGACCAAGAGGAUAUCAUUUGUCCCGAGUGUGCCAAGCAGAAGCUGAUGUAAACCGACCAAAUUGCAAAUGGGUCGGCGCUUACAUUAUGAUAAUCUCAAAGGCCCAUUAAUGAACACAUAAACAUCAACAAACAUACUCGUACUCGCCACACAAUUACUAAUUUAAAACAACAAUCUUCUAGAUGCACACAUUUUCAUGUAAUUAAGUCUCAUAGGUUGAUAUACUCAUCAUGUCAAGGAUUGAUUAUGUUUGACGCGCAUAUCAAUGGAAUAUCACGGCAUAACCCAAUAACUGGAGUAUUUCCCGAUCCAAUUUUGUACACAAAAGUGCUACGUAAAUGCCUUACUUAUCAUAAUCGCUUUUAUAUAAUAUGAAAUGUUAAUCGAGCAAUGGCUUGAACAAUCUGUUUUUAGACAUGAGAACAACAUAUAUCAAUCGUACAUUAUUCUAAAUGAGCAACGUGGCCUUAAUAGACAAAAAAAUAAUCAUAUAUUAUAAAAUAAUAUUUAUAACAAUGUGUUUACAAUGAUUUUUAAGUUCGUUUGAUAUGGUUUGAAUUAAAACAGAAUACUAAGUUGAAAUACUGAACAAGAUACGAACUGUAUACAAUAGAUCAAUGCAAUUGACAAACACAUACAUAACAAUCAUAAAUGAUUAUUUUAAUAAUUUUUAACUUGUAUAAAAUAAACUAUAUACUCCAUAUAUGUUAUUAUAAUAUAAAUAUUAGUGGAAUAUUGUAUUAUAUUAUAUUUGCUUGAAAAGCAUUUAUUAUUGAGCAAACAUUGGUGCUAUAAAACUAGUUAUGUAGUGCUAUUGUAAACGCUGUAAACACAAACUCAACUCUUCACUUCCGACACGACAUACAAGAAUAUUUACUAAAUCAUACACACAGGAGAAAAAACUACAAAUAUGAUGGUCAAACACAUUCUAAAACAAUACACAUGCUUUUCGAACUGUGGGCAGACUCGAAAUAGGAGAACAUUAUUACAUUAAUCGAAUUAAUCAAUUAAUUUAAAUUAACUUAUAUACAUACGUGUGUAAAGAGAAUUCAAUCAAACUAAUGGAUUGUUAAUUGUUUACUGUUAUGCUUUUUUAAAGUUUUUAUGUAUAUGAUACAGGGCGUGCUUUGCUUCAAGUUAGAAACAUGUUAUAUUAUUAAAUAUUUAAUUAUUCAUGAUUGAUGCUGGACGAUAAGCAUCAAACAAAAAAUGAAGAACGAAAUUAUUAAUAAAAUCAUAUUCAUUGAUUCACA
Molecule: messenger RNA, 3134 nt
Organism: Dalotia coriaria
Lineage: Eukaryota; Metazoa; Arthropoda; Insecta; Coleoptera; Staphylinidae
Gene: Lmpt
Product: four and a half LIM domains protein limpet
Exons: 9
Coding region: 301-1932 (543 amino acids)
Cellular component (GO): nucleus; Z disc
Molecular function (GO): transcription coregulator activity; zinc ion binding
Source: RefSeq, a predicted model, not a curated record